Molecule: messenger RNA, 2188 nt
Organism: Melopsittacus undulatus (budgerigar)
Lineage: Eukaryota; Metazoa; Chordata; Aves; Psittaciformes; Psittaculidae
Gene: RABIF
Product: RAB interacting factor
Exons: 2
Coding region: 20-457 (145 amino acids)
Biological process (GO): post-Golgi vesicle-mediated transport; small GTPase-mediated signal transduction
Cellular component (GO): membrane; cytosol
Molecular function (GO): guanyl-nucleotide exchange factor activity; zinc ion binding
Source: RefSeq, a predicted model, not a curated record
GCAGCGCGCCUGCGCGGCUAUGGCGGCGGCCUGUGCAGGGAUGGAGGCGGCAGCAGCGGCGGUGCCUGCUCCCUCACCUCCCCCUUCUGCCGCCGCCGCCCCGGGCUCGGCCGAGCUGGUGUGCGCGGAGGGCCGGAACCUGAAGGCGGUGCUGUGCCAGCGCUGCGGCUCCCGGGUGCUGCUGCCCGGCGCCGCCACCUUCACCCGCCGUGAGCUGCUCCUGCCCGCCAUGAGGAAGAAGGCGGCGGCGGCUGCGGGCGGCGGCAGCGGGGACGUGGUGCGGGAGCACUGGCUGGUGCGGGACAUGUUCUCCUUCGAGAACGUGGGCUUCACCCGCGACGUGGGCAACGUCAAGUUCCUGGUGUGCGCCGACUGCGAGGCGGGGCCCAUCGGCUGGCACUGCCUCGACGACAAGGACAGCUUCUACGUGGCGCUGGAGCGUGUGGCCCACGAGUGACAGCGGCGCUGCCCGCGGGCCGGGUGGAGCCGGGCACCCGCCCGGCAGCGGCAGGGCCCUGCAGACUGAGCCCGGUGCGGCCCUCACCGCUGAGCCCCCCCCGGGGGAAGGACAGCACCGAUGGAGAGCCCCAGUUGAUGCGGGGAUGCCGCACGGUGACACCUGGCAGUUGAUUGGCCUGGCCUGGGUCACCUCUUCCUUGUUGGAGGCUGUUUCUCGGACGUGCUAAGAUGGGUUUGUGGCACAGCCGUGGGAAUGUGGGUGCUGGCACAAGGGCAAGGGGAGGACAGGACAGCUUAAAGUGUCUGAACUGCAGCCAGAGCACUUCACAGGGUUAAGGCUGUAUCUUCUGUUCAUUCAUGGAAGAAAUGUCCCCUGUCCUGAACGCUGAUGUUUAGGUCCUCUAAAACCUCAUCCUGCCUGACAGCUGUACUCUGUAAUAGGGUAUGGCAACUAAAGAGUGUAUAAGGCAUUUUAACUAACACUGUGUGCAGCUCUGUUAGCUGAGACCUUGGGAAUAACAUACAAGUUUACAGACAUAAAAUGUGCAACGUCAUCAUAUUUCCCAGCAGCAGGAAUGAAGGGAUUCCAGCCUGAAAAGGACUUGAAUCAUUGGACAAGCAGUGCCCAGUGACUGCGUGACAGGGUGCUGAAGAAUGUCAAAACAGCCAUGCAGCUGUUAAACAGAGAACCUGGGAUGGGAUUUCUCCUCUGUAAAACAGCUGUAGGGGCAGUGCUGGGGUGUUGUGUCCAGUUCUGGUCUCUGCCUUUUAAUAGGGGCACAAAGCUAAUUGCAGAUCGAAGGAGGCUGCAGCAGCCGUGGUUCUCACUGUAUUUCUCUUUUAGUAACUGUGGUCCAUUCUCCAUUUGCAGCCCUCCCCAUGUGAAUAAUGCAGCAGCUUCCCAGUGGUUGUCCUGACUCAGGCCAUGCCUUACUGCAGGAGGUACAGCAGUGCCCUGUUCAAUAAACACUGUGUCAGUACCAGUGCCCCUGUAAAGGCACAGGUGUCAUUGUGCUGGGAUGGUGAAGUUGUUCUUGUCCCCAGAAUGGAGAAUGGUUGUACUUAAAGAUUAGCAGUGUUGUUGGCACAGGGCUGCAGCAACAGUUUUUCACCACUCAGCUUUGCUGGCAGGGAUCUGUAAGGCAGGCACAACCCCAGGUAGGUUUUCCAGACAGGCAUCUGCAGGGCGGGUGAGGGAGAAACAAAUCCUUCCUUUUCCCAGUGCACUUGGAAGUUAAUAAUGCAGAACCCCAAGAUGCUGGCUGUUCUGGAAGCAUGCUGUGGGCAGGGGAGGAAGAGAGGCAGCUCCAUAGGGUGGAGAUUGAGGCUGUCAGCGUGGGUCAGAGGCCAGUCCUGUGCUGUAUCCUUGCUAAAUGUGUCACAUGCACAUUUGACAUGAAAACCAUGCUGCUUUCCUCCUGCCCUCCUUGUCCUUAUCCCUAAGCCCAGUAACUGAACAUACCCUUCAAGGACAUGUACAUAGAAGGGCUGGAGAGCUUCCUUUGGGUUCUGCACAGGCACAGCAAAACAGUGGGAUCACAUUGCUUAAAUUUCACAUUUCCCUUGGAUUGUUGUGUGUUAGGGAAGGUUUUGACCUGUAGCACCUACAUUAUAGUGGUACUCCUAUGAAAUGUGCUGCACAGUAGUUUCUGUUUGAAGAUGCCACUGUGUGGAAGAGGUUUAUGGGUAUCAGCUUGCUUAAUGAUGAGUAAAUGACACUUCUCAAACA